AGCUACGUGUCUGCGCGCCAUUGACGUAUCCAUGGCAACAGCUUCUAGUGUUGAUCAUCCCAAGAUGGCGGACGCGGAAACAACCGCAACGCUCCCUGUUGCUACUGAACCCAAGAAACGUCGGGCGCCUAAAGAUUUUUAUGCUGUUCCUCCACCCAGCCCCAGAGCUUCCUAUUGUGGAGAGAAGGAACUGGUUAAUCCAUCAGCACUAUAUCCUCAAGGACUACGAUACCUGUAAGGUUAUCAUCAAAGACCAACUGCAGGAGACUAAUGGGAUGUGUGAAUAUGCCAUAUAUGUUCAAGCACUAAUCUUACGUCUUGAGGGCAAGAUCCAGCAGUCCCUGGAGCUGUUUCAGAGCUGUGCCAUCUUAAAUCCCAACAGCGCAGACAAUCUUAAGCAAGUGGCCCGAUCACUAUUUCUUCUGGGAAAGCACAAAGCAGCUAUUGAAUUCUAUCAUGAAGCUGCAAGGCUCAACGAGAACGACUGGGAGAUCAGUCAUAAUCUGGGAUUGUGCUAUUUCUUCAUCAAAGACUUCAAAAAUGCUGAGGAGCAUCUAAAGAUAGCUCUCAAGAUAAACAAGCACGACAAAACCUUCAUGAUGCUCGGGAAGGUUCACCUGCUGGCUGGAGAAACCGACAAGGCCAUAGAAGUGUACAAGAAAGCGGUGGAAUUUUCUCCAGAAAACACUGAAAUCCUCACAACACUGGGCCUGCUGUUUUUGCAGCUUGGGAAAUACCAGAAAGCAUUUGAACAUCUUGGGAAUGCCCUCACCUUUGACCCCAACAAUUAUAAGGCCAUCCUGGCUGCAGGCAGCAUGAUGCAGACCCAUGGUGACUUUGAUGUGGCUAUGAACAAGUACAGGGUGGCAGCAUGUGCUGUGCCGGAGAGUCCCCCUCUGUGGAACAACAUUGGCAUGUGCUUCUUUGGGAAAAAGAAAUAUGUAGCUGCCAUCAGCUGCCUGAAGCGGGCCCACUACUUGUCUCCUUUUGACUGGAAAGUGUUGUACAACCUUGGUCUGGUACACCUCACCAUGCAGCAGUAUGCCUCUGCCUUCCACUUCCUCAGCGCAGCCAUCAAUCUGAAUCCACGAAUGGGGGAGCUCUACAUGUUGCUGGCAGUUGCUCUGACCAACUUGGAGGAUGUCGAGAACGCCACCAGAUCUUACGAGCAAGCUGUGACUCUGGACGAAUCCAACCCCCUGGUUAACCUGAACUUUGCAAUCUUCCUCUAUAAUCAUGGAGACAAGAAGGGAGCUCUGGAUCAAUACCAGGAGAUGGAAAGGAAAGUCAACAUACUCCGAGACAGCAGUAGCAACUUUGAAUUUGAUCCUGAGCUAAUGGACAUGGCUCAGAAGAUGGGAGCUGCUCUACAGGUGACAGAAGCACUGGUGUGGACUAAACCAGGCAAGGACUCCAAAUCAAAACCAAAUUCUGCAGCAGCCACCAAAACCCCCGGUGCUCCCCUCGGUACUAACCAAGUCCUGGGUCAGGCCAUGUCUUCAGCCGCAAGCUACAGCAAAAACAUUCAGCUGUCAACAGGGGUAUCCAGAGGCCCUUCCAAUGCAGGAGAGCCAGAAGAUGAUGUACUGGAAGCCCCCAGCCCACCUUCCGAUCCUCCGGGAUCCCCAGAGCCCGCAGAGUCGGACAAUCCUAAACCCAGAACCUCCAAAAUGAAAUCAAAGGUGCAGGAAUGAAUUCUCUUGGUGGCUACAGUCUUACACUACGUGUGUCAUCUUUGAGGUCACCUAUUUGUAAUGGAGGACAAUUAAGCCUCUUUGAGUGCAGCCAAGCGACUGUAUUUGUGCUUUUUCUAGCUCAUGGUAGUUCAGUCUUGGUUUUAAUUUAGCAGCACAGAAGUUUCACGUCCUGCUCCAACAUUUCCAUAUGAAAAGGGUGUGGUCGGUGUUCACUGUUAUGCCUCUCAUCUCAGAAAUAUCAGUACACAACUCACCGAUGUAAACCAACAGUUUUUUAACUUAGCUGUACAUAUUUGUACAUUUAAGAAUUCAAGAAAGAAAGUCUCUAUUCAGCAAAAUGGUGAUAACGGGCCUGUGAAGUUGCAAGCAUUCAUUUAUGAUGAGCUUAGCAAUAAAGUUAAAGGAUGGAUUUUAUUUGUACUGACUGUCUGAUAUGAUCCACCAAUGUGAAGGAAAUGCUGUGACAAUCACUGCUACAAUGUGAGGAUAGAAUGGGAGCUUUUUCAAUUGUUCCUGGAUAUAUAUAGUUUGUUUGAUAGGACCUGAGUAUAAAUAGUGAUACAUGCUUUUAUAUGUGGAUAAGUGUUAUGUUUAUAGAGUAAUGUAUUUAAUAUUAAAUAAGAUUUUAAAUAAAA
Messenger RNA from Oreochromis aureus, 2332 nucleotides. It is a transcript of the gene bbs4, whose product is annotated as Bardet-Biedl syndrome 4. Gene Ontology annotation, cellular component: ciliary basal body. Bases 141 to 1694 code for a protein of 517 amino acids. The transcript has 16 exons. Gene Ontology annotation, biological process: protein localization to cilium; cilium assembly. Gene Ontology annotation, molecular function: protein binding. NCBI's taxonomy places the organism in Eukaryota, Metazoa, Chordata, Actinopteri, Cichliformes, Cichlidae. The record is from RefSeq and is a predicted model, not a curated record.